CUCUUGACCUUGCAGCAUACUGACCUAAUGAAUAUCUCUGAGCCAGAGUCCAACUUUGCUUCUGUAAGAGAAUUUAUACUCCAAGGUUUCUCUUGUGAGUGGAGGAUUCAGAUCUUCCUCUUCUCUCUCUUCACUACAACCUACGUGUUCACCAUAACUGGAAAUGGGACCAUUGUUUGUGCACUGUUGUGUGACAAGCGACUUCACACUCCCAUGUACAUGUUCCUGGGGAAUUUCUCCUUUCUAGAGAUCUGGUAUGUCUCUUCUACAGUCCCCAAGAUGUUGGUCAACUUCCUGUCAGAGAAAAAAACCAUCUCCUUUGCUGGGUGCUUCCUCCAGUUCUAUUUCUUUUUCUCAUUGGGUACAUCUGAAUGCUUGCUUUUGACUGUCAUGGCCUUUGAUCGGUAUCUAGCUAUCUGCCGUCCCCUGCACUACCCUAAUAUCAUGACUGGGAAUUCCUGUAUCAAACUGGUCAUUAUCUGCUGGGUUUGUGGGUUUCUGUGGUUCUUAAUUCCCAUUGCCCUCAUCUCUCAAAUGCCUUUCUGUGGACCAAACACUAUUGACCAUGUUGUGUGUGAUCCAGGGCCACUCUUUUCGUUAGCGUGUGCCACAGCCCCAGGAACUCAAAUGCUGUGCUACACUUUAAGCUCAUUAGUUAUCUUUGGUAACUUUUUCUUUAUUCUUGGGUCCUAUACUCUGGUCCUGAUAGCUGUGCUACGUAUGCCUUCAGCCUCUGGAAGACAUAAAGCCUUCUCCACCUGUGGGUCUCACUUGGCCGUGGUAUCGCUGUUCUAUGGUUCUCUGAUGGUCAUGUACGUGAGCCCAGGACUGGGACAUUCUGYUGGGAUGCAGAAAGUUGCAACAUUGUUUUAUGCUAUGGUGACUCCACUAUUUAACCCCCUCAUCUACAGCCUCCGAAAUAAGGAAAUAAAGGCAGCCAUGAGGAAAAUUAUGGGGAUUCCUAACAUAAUCUGA
Urocitellus parryii (Arctic ground squirrel) is the source of this 975-nucleotide messenger RNA. Its product is annotated as olfactory receptor 11H12-like. Gene Ontology annotation, biological process: G protein-coupled receptor signaling pathway. NCBI's taxonomy places the organism in Eukaryota, Metazoa, Chordata, Mammalia, Rodentia, Sciuridae. Gene Ontology annotation, molecular function: olfactory receptor activity; G protein-coupled receptor activity. The record is from RefSeq and is a predicted model, not a curated record. Gene Ontology annotation, cellular component: membrane.